AUGUCUGCUCAGAUAAAUAAUCGAUAUAUAGCGAAAUUCGAAGAAUUAGAACAAAUUCAAGAGAAGCUAGCCUAAACUUCAUAAAGAACUCGUAAUAUAUCCUCAGACAGAUAGUAAACAAAUGGAAUCAACGUCCCUGAAGUUAAGAGUAGCAGAAAUAGUGAAAAAUAAUCUUAAUCAGUCGAAAAAUUCCUGAAUCUCAGACAAUAAAAUCAAAAUGUUGACAAUUUGAUAAAUUCAUGGAAACAAUAAAAAACCCAUUCUGUUUCUCUCAAUCAAGGUACAAUAGCAGGAAGCAUCAUACAGGAAUCUCCUGAACAUGAAAGUCCUUAGACUAAGUCUGGCACCUAUCCUCAUUUAAUCUUAGAAGAAGAUGAAUAAUAGCAGUUUCUAGAAUCGGUCUCUUCAGUCCAACCAACCAUUUAAAGCAAAGCUAUAGGCAAAGUCCCCAGUACUACCAAAUCAACUCUUAAGGAUUAAGUGAAUAACGAAAAGAAAAAAUCAGUAGUAUAUUCUAAAGAUGCCAACAUUUUUGCUAAUUCGCAACAAUAAACAAUAUCUCAACAAAAUCAAGCUCUUAUUUAAAAGAAGAAUACUACCAAUGUUAGACCAUAAACAUCUAAGGUUCAACCUCAACCUACUCCUAAUCAAAUUGCAUAAAAAAAGGCUGUCUAAUCUAAAUAAAUUAACAUGAAAAUGUCUUAAGAAAUCGUUGCAGAUGUCCCAUAAACUCCAUCCUAAUAAAAAAUGAAAUAAAGUUCAUUAUUAGAAAAAACUAGAUAAGUUAAAAUGAAUUAGACAUCCACUAAAGCAUCAACUAAAUCUAAUUAAAACAGUUAAGGUGAAGAAAAGAUUUUGAUUUCAUAGAUCUAGAAAGUCAAAGAAACCAUUCUUAAAUUAUAUGAGUAAAAAUUUGAACAUUAAAUGUCCCAUUCUUCAAGUAACAUAGCAAAAAAUUUUGAUUUAAUUGUAAAUACCAUGAAACUCGAUUUUCGCUGUUUAGAAAAUGAUUGAUAUAAGUAUAAAAUUAUUAUCAUUAUAUCAUAAUUUUAGUAUAUGUUG
Molecule: messenger RNA, 1062 nt
Organism: Paramecium tetraurelia
Lineage: Eukaryota; Ciliophora; Oligohymenophorea; Peniculida; Parameciidae
Exons: 6
Source: RefSeq, a predicted model, not a curated record